UUUCUUAGCGGUCUGAUGCCGUCCUGUCUUGCAAUUGGUUACUCAACUCGCUGUAUUGAACUCGGUCUAGCAGCGAGAGAAAAAAGAGACAACGCGAAUUUGUUUUAGCCUUCUUGGAUCUUGACGGGGUCAAAAACUUCAGCCAAACAUGCCUGACUUGAGAGGGAAGGUAGCCAUAAUCACAGGUGCUAGCUCAGGUAUCGGGAAGGGGACAGCUGUGGAAUUUGCUCAGCUGGGAGCGCACCUGGCUCUGACUGGGAGAAACCAGGAAAACCUGCAGGCCACAGCAAAGGCCUGUGUGGAGGCAGGGACUCAGCAGGACAAGAUCCUACUUGUGACAGGAGACAUAUGCGAAGAACAAGUGCAGAAAAACCUGGUGGAACAAACUGUCCAGACGUUUGGCAGAAUUGAUGUGCUGGUAAACAAUGCAGGGAUAGGCCAGCGGGCUACUAUCGAGACAACAGACAUGGCGGAGUAUGACAAACUGAUGAACGUUAACGUUCGCAGUGUGGUGGCCUUGACCCAGUUGUGUGUGCCACAUCUGACCAAAACUAAAGGGGCCAUUGUGAACGUGUCCAGUGUGCGUGGGAUAAGAGCGUUUGCAGGGAAUCUUGCAUACUGCAUGAGCAAGUCAGCACUGGACCAGUUCACAAGAUGUGUUGCACUUGAACUAGCUUCCAAGCAAAUCAGGGUCAACUCUGUCAAUCCUGGUAUUAUUCCGACAGAGAUUUUCAGACGCGCAGGACGGACUGAAGAAGAAGUUGCCAAGUUUCUGGAACAUUCCAAGACUACACACGCCCUGGGGAGGGUCGGAGAAGUUUCAGAAGUUGCGAAGACCAUUGCCUUCCUGUCCUCGUCGGACGCUUCUUUCAUAACCGGCGCCCAGGUCCCCGUGGACGGGGGAAGGCACGCCAUGUGUCCGCGUUAAGCCUUGGUCACAACCCGCCAUGUACCGUACGUGCUUCUGCGUGCUGUCUUACGUGCAAAAACGUGGGCAAACAUAGGGCAGUCGUGCGUGGUGAGUACCGCCUCCGUACGGAAUACUACGGAUUUGGGAGCACGCAGACACGCCGUAGUACUUAAAGUGCAUGUCAAACUUUUCCUACGUGCGGUCUGCGGAUUCACCACCCGUACGUGCGAGUACAGGCGACGCGCGUGCUCCGUACGUACCGUACGUAAGAGGCACGUGUGAGUACGGUGGGUUGUGACCGCGAGUACAGAUCCGGGUCUAGCAGCUUUGCAAUUGGGAUGAAAAAUAUAUUCGCCACUAGUACAAUCUAUAAACUAUAAACUAUAAUCUCAAUAAACUGAAACUGAAACUGAAGGACGCUUUACCAACCAUGAUUAUUAUAAAACAAACUAUUUUUUUUACUCUGUCUCUUGAUAUUACUAGUAUUUAGUCUAAAGGGAUUCCAAUGAUUAACAAAUUCCUCAAAAUAGUCUACAGACGAUUAUUUUUUCACCUGAAGGGGCGAGUAUAGAACACAAGGUUAACAAUAGCACGGCUGCUUCAACAUAGUCAAAUGAUGUACAUAUUGAAGAAAUAACAAAUUAACUUGACAGAGUUGACCCUGAUUUGCUUGGAAGCUAGUUCUGAAAAGAUAGCAAUAUCCGCAAGUAUACAUUCAUGCAACUUUUCAAAAGUUUUCUGAUACUGUAUUCAGACAUGUACUUGGUAACAAGUUUCUGGUUCAUUCUUUAAACCUUGAAUCCAUUUUCUGUCUCUAUUACAUACCUUGUUUCAACCACAAAACUUUAACCUUAUAAGAUAUGACUUAUAAUAAAGGGUUAAUGCCUUGCCUUAUCCUCGGUGUAUAGGUUAAGAUAAUCCCUGGUCACGUGUUUUAAACACCCUAUAAACCACCAAGUUAGCGUACCCGACCUGGGAUUAUCUCGCCAUAUACACAGAGGUAAAGGCGUGGCAUUAA
Molecule: messenger RNA, 1928 nt
Organism: Branchiostoma belcheri (Belcher's lancelet)
Lineage: Eukaryota; Metazoa; Chordata; Leptocardii; Amphioxiformes; Branchiostomatidae
Product: 3-oxoacyl-[acyl-carrier-protein] reductase FabG-like
Exons: 9
Coding region: 149-928 (259 amino acids)
Molecular function (GO): oxidoreductase activity
Source: RefSeq, a predicted model, not a curated record